CAACCACGAGACCUCCGCGAGUCAACAUGAAAGCGUUCUUGGUAUUAGCAGCCGUUGCGGCGAUCGGCUCGGCAAGACCCGAGGCGGGAUACUCCUACAACGCGCCAGGAGGUGGUGGUCUCGGUGGCCAUGGAGGUGGCAACGGUGGCUUUGGCGGCGGUAUUGGCGGUGGUCACGGUGGUGGCUUCUCCUCCGGCGGUCUGAGCUCCAGCAGCUUCGGUAUCGGAGGCGGACUUGGCGGUGGAAUAGGCGGUGGAUUCGGAGCUGGUGGUGGGUUCGGAUCCGGUGGUGGAUUCGGGUCCGGUGGUGGGUUCGGAUCCGGUGGUGGAUUCGGAUCCGGUGGUGGAUUCGGAGGCGGCUUCGGUGGAGCUCCUAUUGUCCAGAAGCACAUCUACGUCCACGUCCCACCCCCAGAACCCGAAGAACAGCGCCCACAAGUGAUCAGCGGUGGAGCCGUGCCUCAGAAGCACUACAAGAUCAUUUUCAUUAAGGCCCCAGCACCUCCCGCACCAGUCGCACCCAUCAUCCCCGCUCAAGCCCAAAACGAAGAGAAGACCCUCGUAUACGUCCUGGUCAAGAAACCCGACGAACAACCCGACAUCACCAUCCCCACCGCCGCCCCCACUCAACCCUCCAAACCCGAAGUAUACUUCAUCAAGUACAAGACCCAGAAGGAGGGUGGUUCUAUCGGCGGUGGUUCAAUCGGCGGUGGUCUCGGCUCUGGCAUCGGUGGCGGUAUCGGCGGCGGUAUCGGCGGCGGUAUCUCUGGUGGUAGCAUCUCUGGUGGUAGCAUCAGCGGCGGAAGCAUCGGCGGUGGUCUUAUCUCCGGAGGCGGUCACGGCUCCUCGGGCUCUGUCAGCUCCUCAUACGGCCCCCCCGGUCACUCCGGCGGCCCAUACUAAACAGCACCGGAUGCUAACUUGUGAUAUCUGCUCAGCCGGCGACAAACUUAGUUAUAAGUAGAGAAAAAAAUUACGGUGCCUAAAUGUAUUUAUGUAAAUAGUAAUUUUAAUGUAUAAUUAUAGUUGUAUUAUAAAAAUCUUUUUGCAUAAAAAAUCGAUAAACCAACGAA
Molecule: messenger RNA, 1072 nt
Organism: Melitaea cinxia (Glanville fritillary)
Lineage: Eukaryota; Metazoa; Arthropoda; Insecta; Lepidoptera; Nymphalidae
Gene: TwdlT
Product: glycine-rich cell wall structural protein
Exons: 2
Coding region: 27-902 (291 amino acids)
Source: RefSeq, a predicted model, not a curated record